Messenger RNA from Polistes canadensis, 3683 nucleotides. RefSeq names its product tyrosine 3-monooxygenase (gene ple). The coding region runs from base 665 to 2353 and encodes 562 amino acids. Gene Ontology annotation, molecular function: tyrosine 3-monooxygenase activity; iron ion binding. NCBI's taxonomy places the organism in Eukaryota, Metazoa, Arthropoda, Insecta, Hymenoptera, Vespidae. Gene Ontology annotation, cellular component: axon; cytoplasm; perikaryon. The record is from RefSeq and is a predicted model, not a curated record. Gene Ontology annotation, biological process: dopamine biosynthetic process from tyrosine. The transcript is spliced from 7 exons.
GCUUGUACGCUUCGUCCAAAGAGGGCUUAUACGAAAGAAAGAGAGACAAAAGAUAUAGUUGUCGGUGGUCUCCUCUUAUCUUUCUCGUGUCUCAAUAUAUUAUCAUCGUCGUAUAUCGUCUAUUACACUACUACAAGGAAUUGAAUUUAUUUCGAAAAAGGGAAUUCCAAGUUGAAGAAAGAAAAUCGAAAAUAAAUACGGGAACAACGUCAACAAACAAACAACAAAAAUAAUCGAAACAAUAUUUCUUUUUUUUUUGUUGUCGAAAGUUAAACGUACAUUAGAUCGAUUAACAAACGUUAAAUCACUAAUUUAAUUUUGGAAAAAUUAUAACUUUGUUAAUUGUUGUACUAUCUAUCGUUCGUUAAUUUUGAUUUUCCUUUUGUCAACUAUUAAUAGGCAGUGAGAAUUAAACGAUUUAGAAAAAGAAAAAUUAGAAAUAAAAAAACAGAGCGAAGUUUGAGAUUACUUAUAUUUUUCUUUUUCCUUUCGCGAUAUUGUUAUUAUUGUUGUUAUUAUUAUUAUCGUGGUAAUUCGUAUCAGGCCAAAGGUAUUUUAUUGACGAAAUAUAAGACGAAGUUAAGAGACGAGGAAGAAUCAGAUCAUACGUUUUCAAAGCUUUCCUGAAGGAAAAAGAAUAAUUGGAGAGAAUUUGAAAUACGCAAUGGCAGUAGCAGCAGCUCAGAAGAAUCGCGAAAUGUUCGCUAUUAAGAAGUCUUACAGCAUCGAGAAUGGUUAUCCGGCACGACGUCGUUCAUUGGUGGACGAUGCUCGUUUCGAAACAUUAGUCGUCAAACAGACUAAACAAAGCGUUCUGGAAGAAGCACGUCAACGAGCGAAUGACCCAAAUGCCGAUCCUCAAGAUCAAGAAGGACACUCUGAGAUUUACGUUGAUGGGGAACAAGGAGAAACAUUGAUUUGUGCGAGCAAGGAAGGAGAAGCUAAAGCUGAAGAAGUCUCCUCGGAUAGCGAAGGGAAAACCGACGACGAUUAUGACGACGAUGUUGGAUUAACGGAGGAAGAAGUUGUAUUGGCAAAAGCGAUUGCUGAAAGUCCGGAAAGCGAAAACAUCGUUCAAAAGGCUGCAAUCGUGUUACGUUUGCGCGAGGGUAUAAGUUCUUUAGCAAGAAUCUUAAAGACCGUUGAAAAUUUCAAGGGUACGGUCACUCACGUUGAAUCGAGACCUUCGAAAAAGGAAGGUCUUCAGUUCGAUGUACUGGUGAAGGUCGAUAUAACGAAACAAUGUUUAUUGCAAUUGAUUCGAAAUCUCCGACAAAGUUCAUCGUUGGACGGGGUUACAUUGCUCACGGACAAUUCUGUCAGCGUCAAGGAUCCAUGGUUCCCUCGUCACGCAUCAGAUUUAGACAAUUGCAAUCAUUUAAUGACGAAAUACGAACCGGAUCUCGAUAUGAACCAUCCUGGAUUUGCGGAUAAGGAAUAUCGUGCUCGUAGAAAGGUCAUCGCUGAGAUAGCAUUCGCUUAUAAGUAUGGUGAUCCAAUUCCAAGCAUCCCAUACACCGAAGUUGAAAACGACACGUGGUCUCGCGUUUUCAAUACCGUUGUUGAUCUAGUACCUAAACACGCUUGCUUAGAAUAUCAAAGAGUUUUCAAAAAACUCCAAGAAGAAAAGAUCUUUGAGUGUCAUCGUAUACCCCAAUUACAAGAAGUCAGCAAUUUUCUUCAAAAAAAUACAGGAUUUACAUUAAGACCUGCAGCUGGAUUACUCACCGCAAGGGAUUUCCUAUCGAGUCUUGCUUUCAGAGUAUUCCAAAGCACGCAAUACGUUCGCCAUAUCAACAGCCCUUAUCACACGCCUGAACCGGAUUGCAUUCACGAAUUAUUGGGACACAUGCCCCUUCUCGCUGAUCCAAGUUUCGCACAAUUUUCCCAAGAAAUUGGUUUGGCCUCACUCGGCGCAUCCGACGAAGAAAUCGAAAAACUUUCGACCAUUUAUUGGUUCACCGUUGAAUUUGGAUUAUGUAUGGAGAGUGGAGAGGUGAAAGCUUAUGGUGCUGGUCUCUUAUCCGCUUAUGGUGAAUUGCUUCAUGCUCUGAGCGACAAGUGCGAGCACCGACCUUUCGAACCAACUACCACGGCUGUACAAAAAUAUCAAGAUCAAGAAUAUCAACCGAUUUAUUUCGUUGCUGAAAGUUUCGAGGAUGCUAAAGACAAAUUCCGUCGUUGGGUGGCAGCCAUGAGUAGACCAUUCGAGGUCAGGUUUAAUCCGCACACGCAACGCGUCGAAGUACUCGACACGGUCGACAGGUUGGAGGGAGUUCUUUCUCAACUUAAUACAGAUAUAACUCAUCUUACCAACGCCAUUAACAAAAUUAAACGCAACUUUGCCGCGUAAAUUAAUGAAAAAUAAUAGUAACAUUUGAAAACAACAGAUUUAAUGAAACCGAUUACUCUUAUCUUGCUUGCUCAGAUUCGUCGUAGUUAUCUAGCGUUUAUUGUGUGAUCAAUCUUUUAUUUUAAAUCUUUAAUCCUAUUAGUAUAUAUUGAACGAAAAAAAAAACAACAACAAUAUCUCAUUAUCAACGUAGACGUUGUUAGACCGACAAAUUUUUGUCGAGAGAAAAUUGUGUUCUUAUAAUCUUUCGUUUUUUUAUUUUUUAAUUUCUGAUUUAUCAACCCAUCGAUUGAUGUCUUUCAUUUUAAUUUUGUUGAAAAAUGAUUAUUUUAAUAUUUACAUAUAAGAUAGAUACGAGUAACGUUCCGAGGGAUCAAAAGCUGCCAAGUUUUCGGUAAUUAAUCAGAAUCGGUUUAUUUUAUUUUUUUUUUUUCUAAUUCGGAUUGAAAGAGAGAGAGAGAGAAAGAGAGAGAAAGAUAGAGACAGAACAAUCACGACAAGGUCUAAAAACCAAAAUUUGGACUUUCUUUAAUUUAGUUCCUUAAGUUAAAUCCCGCCGUGCUUCUUAAGUAUCUUCAUUCAUUACUUUUAAAGAUCCUUUUUAUUCUUAUGAAUGAGAUUGAAACUAUUUUAACUCGCGUCCUAGAUUUUUCUCCCAUUGUAUUAUUAAUGUUUUUUUUUCCCCCCCCCUUAUUUUUUUUUUCUUCCAUCAUUCUCUCAUCCAUUCAACUCGCAUAAGUAGAAGCUUUAUCCUCAUCCCAUGUAUAAAGUCAAAUAAUUUCGAUUCAUCGUAGGAAUCAUAGACGCGUAACGCGUGAAAAAUGAAAAUUCAUUGAAAAAAGAAGCUAAAGAAUAAAAACAAAAAAAAAGGAAAAAAAAAAACACACACGGAAAAAAAAAAACAUAAGAAAAAAGAAAAAAAAAGAGAAAAAAAAAAGAAGAAAAAGAUAAAACAUGAAGUAUUAAUAAAGUAGGAAAAAAAAAAAAAAAAUAGAAAGAAAAUGAAUUGGGACACUAAUGUCCUUAUAAUACGGAUACCAAGAACGAAAGUGAGUGUGAAUAGUAGUUAAGUUACGUGCGGAACGAAGGUCGUACCUAUGCCAAUCUAAUUUUCCACGUCAUUGGUAAAAGUUGCGAUCAAGCAAGACCUCCCGUUUUCAUUGGCGUGAUAUCACCGUUGAUCGUUAGGAAUAUCACGUUUAAUCGGUCUUUGUUCGAAUUACAUACAACCGUGAAAAAAGAUCCGUACUACGAGAGCGCUUUGACGAAUUUUUUUUUUAAGCAAAAAAAUUAAAAAAAAAAAAAAAAAGAAAAAAAACACCAAGAUUAA